Messenger RNA from Ornithorhynchus anatinus (platypus), 1640 nucleotides. It is a transcript of the gene RUSF1, whose product is annotated as RUS family member 1. The record is from RefSeq and is a predicted model, not a curated record. The coding region runs from base 24 to 1406 and encodes 460 amino acids. NCBI's taxonomy places the organism in Eukaryota, Metazoa, Chordata, Mammalia, Monotremata, Ornithorhynchidae. The transcript is spliced from 14 exons.
GCGGAGGGCCCCGCCCCGUCACCAUGGCGACGCCGAGGCCGAGGCCGAAGCCGAAGCCGAAGCCGAAGGGGCCGCCCAGGGCGGAGGAGAUGGCGGUCGCCUGGGAGCGCCACGGCCCGGGGCCCCGCCGACCCUGCGCCGCCGACGCCCACGGACGCCUCCGCUGGGACCCCCCGGCCGCGCCCGCGCCCGCCCUCGCCCUCGCCCUCCCGCAGCUCCUCACGUCGGUGUUCCUCCCCCGAGGCUUCCCGGACAGCGUCAGCCCCGACUACCUGAGCUACCAGCUGUGGGACACGGUGCAGGCCUUUGCCUCCAGCCUUACGGGGUCCCUGGCGACCCAGGCCGUUCUGCGGGGAGUGGGGGUGGGCGAUGGAACAGCCUCUGUCUCUGCAGCGACGGUCACUUGGCUCCUUAAAGAUGGGACUGGCAUGCUGGGACGCAUCGGCUUUGCCUGGAAGAAGGGGAGCAAAUUGGACUGUGAUGCUAAGAAAUGGAGGCUCUUCGCUGAUGUCCUCAACGAUGCCGCCAUGUUCCUGGAGAUCGUGGCACCGGCUUUUCCGGCUUACUUCACGCUCACCGUCUGCGUCAGCAGCCUGGCCAAGUGUAUCGUGGGAGUGGCCGGAGGGGCCACGCGGGCGGCGCUGACCGUGCAUCAGGCCAGGAGGAACAACAUGGCCGACGUCUCAGCCAAAGACGGGAGUCAGGAGACCUUGGUGAAUUUGGCCGGACUUCUAGUCAGCCUCAUGCUUCUCCCGCUGGUGUCCGACCGGCCGAGCCUCUGCCUCCCUCUCUUUCUCCUCUUCACCUCCCUCCACCUCUAUGCCAACUUCCGAGCCGUGCGGGCCGUCGUCAUGGAAACCCUGAAUGAGGCCCGCCUUCGCCUGGUGCUGGAGCACUUCCUGCGAGAGGGGCAGGUCCUGAGCUUGGCUUCGGCCAAUGAGAAGGAGCCCCUGUGGACAGAUGUCGGCCCGGCCCUGACCUUAGCCCUGGGGGUCCCCCUGCACAGCCUGGUCUCAGACGUCUCUGACCUGCAGCUGAUGAAGGCCGGGCACCAACAGGCCUACCUACUGCACUGGGACCGGGCUCGAGGCCACGUGCAAGUCGCUCUGGCCCAGACUGCUGGGCCCAGAGCCAUCUUGAGGGCCGCAACCCACGGGCUUCUGCUGGGGUUCCUGUUGGAAGAGGAGCCCCUUUCCGGGGAGUCGGAGGCGCUGCGGAAACGGGUCAAGGCGGCCCCAGAGAUGGAAAGUUGGGCCAUCAUCGAGCAGACACACCACGUCCUGGAUGCCCUGUUUCCUGACUUCCUGAGAGGGCUGCAGGCAGCAGGCUGGGAGACCGAGCGUCAUCUCCUAGAGGUGGACGAGUGGAGAGCCGGCUGGUCGCGUGACGACAAGAAGAGUCUCUGAGAGCCCCCGGCGGGCCCGUCAUCUCCCCGGGCAGGAGCCAAGGUGGAAGGAAGGAAGGAAGGCCGCGCACAGUGAGUUCCUGAUAGGGCAGAGAGUCUCUCCCUCACUGGCAAGUUUUAUUUUGGGCCGUUCUCGCCAACCCACAGAGAGCCACCAUUUACAAACCCCGAAGUUGAAGCAGCCCGUACGGGCUGAGUCCACGGCCGGUGUUCAAUAAAUCUCUGUUGGAGGCGA